AAGACGCGUAUAGCCUCUGCUCCCUACUCUAUAGUCUGAGUUCUGAACAAUUGAAACUUCAGACGUUUCAGUCUUCCACUCUACUCUCAUCAGAGUCUCAAAUCACAAGACUCUCAACUCUCAAGCCUCAACACUCCACUACCACAGGCACGGCCUUUAGUUUCACGUUUCGCUAUCUCUCCCUCUCUCUCUCAAAUCCCUAACCCUAGCCACUUCUUACCGCCGCCGUUGUUAAGUCACCUCAUCAAUGACCUGCCGUUCUUCAGUUCAAGUAGUCCCUCUCUCGCCCAAACCCCUCUCCCUUAAUGAUCUGCCAUCUGAAGCUUUGAUCUUACGUAUCUGAUGGUGGGUUAGUAUUUUUUAAAAAAAAAAAUUUCUUACUGACCUUGUGAUGGAUGUGGUGAUGGUGGGAGAUGGAGUGGUGGUGGUGCCGGUUUAGUUUUCUCUCUUUUCGUCUCAUAAAUCUGGGGUUUGUGGACUUAUUUGUGCUAUUUGAUUUCUAUAGGUUUGCAUUGUGGUUUGUGUUUUGGGUUUUGAUUUCUCUGUGUUCUUUGGGUUGAUAUAUGAUGGGUCUGGGUUUUGAUUUCUGUGUGUUCUUUGGGUUGAUUCCUCAUGGGUAUGGGUUAGUUUUGGUUUCUCUAUUCUAUGGUUGAUUUCUCAUAGGUCUGGGUUGGUUUUGAUUUCUCUGUUCUUUGGUUGAUUUCGGUCUGGGUUUUUAUUUUUCUGUUCUUUGAGUCUGGGUUUGAAUUUCUGUUCUUGCUAUACUUCAGACCCGAAUUGCCCGACGGUUCCGACCCGAGCCACCGGGUCCAACCUAAAAUUCGGUCGGUCUCGGGUCUUUUUUGUUCACCCGAUUGAAUCGGAUCAAGUACGGAUUAGCUCAAAACUCGAUCCGAUCCGACCCGUAGACAGGCCUAAGUAAAGCUUACUCAUUGCUUUUCUUUGAUUAUAAUAGUACGGUGCUUUUCUUUGAUUAUUAUUACAGUAGAACACACUGAAUUUAGUAUACAAACUCUGCAGUUUGGAUAAGUAUUGAAUUGUGUAAAAGAAACCAAAAAAAAAAAAAAAAAACUUUUACUAAAAGGUUAGUAAUUCUAAAUUAUAAUUGAUGCAAAUUACUAAACCUUUACCCAAAAAAAUGAAAGAUUCUUUGAGGACGCGCGUGAAACUAGUGUUAAUGAAAUUUAUAAAAACAAAACAAAACCUUUUAGUGGAACACAGGGAAGGACUUUUUAGGAGAAACCUGAAACCUCGUAAACUAUUAUAGAAACUGCCACACUUGGAGGCUAAACCAUUUUCACUACUUACACGUGUUGGGCCACAGCCCUGCCAUGUGUCCACAACAUGCAAAUGGAACCAACACACUUAAUUAACAAGAUUUUGAGGAAAUGAACAGAGAGCCUUUCCCUUAGCAGAACCCAAAUCUAAUCUCUGAACACAGAUUUUGCAAGGUAUGUCACACCCAAUCCUUUUAUAACACUUUCAUCAUUGUAGACCUCUCUUUGAUUUCAAAUGAUUCGUUUUCUGUUUUAAGCUACAAGUUUAUUUCCUCGAAAGAGUGUCAUAUUUGGGAUGUAGAUAUGGAUAUUUGAAUUUAAUUAAAUAUCUUGCUAGAUCAUGAACAUAGUAUAGGUUAACAUACAUCUUAGGAACACAAAUGUAAUGAUGUUUUUAUAUGAUGCAUGGUGCUACAUCUAGCAAUUGGUUAUAAUUUGGCAGUGCACUCCAGUUACUAUUUAGGGAAAAAAAAUGUCAUGUCCAUGAAGAUUUAAAAUUAAUAGAGAGCACCCUAUUCAAUGGAUGAGUCAUUAACCGAGAUUGGAUUAUGAUUCCUUUUGGAUAAAGGAAUUUAAAGAUAAUGAUUUGGAUUUACAAUCUUUAGUUUAAAUGACUUGAAUAGAGUAUAAAAGGAUAUGAUUUUUUUCCCUAGCAAUGAAAUUCGUGAAGGGAUUUGUUGAAUUGAAAAAGACUAGAUGCAAUGUGUCAUUUCAAAUCCAUUAUAUCACAAGUUUUAUUUAUUUAUUUAUUUUUUUAGCAAACUCCCCAAAGCGCAAAUCAUCAUGUAUUGUUAAAUUUAUAUCGAACAAUUUAUGCAAAUAGUUGUUCUAUAUAUUCCUUGAUUUUAAAUCCUUGAAUCUAAAUGCAACCUCAAUGAUUUUCAAAUAGGGCGAUCAAAUUUAUUUAAUAUUUUCUGUUAAACUAAUACUAUGACUUUUUCUUUUGAUAAGUAAUCCUAUGAUUAUGUUACUAAAAGGAAGACAUUGGGAAUAUUGGCAAACUCCCAUUAGUGCCUUUUGGUGUAGGUAUGGCACAUGAAGAAAUGAUCAAAGAUAAUUCCAAACUUUCAAGCUAUGAUGCUUAUUUUGAGAAGAUCCAGUCAAGGAAGAAAUUACCACAAUUGAUGCAAGAGACUUUGACAGCUGCAUUUGCAAAUAUUCCAGUUUCAUCAUUCCCAGAAGUUCCUGGUGGCAAAGUGAUAGAAAUAUUAGCAGACACUUCCGUUGCUGAUGCUUUAAAGAUUUUAUCUGAAUGCAACAUUCUGUCUGCUCCUGUGAGAAACCCAGAUACAGAAAAUUCUGCAGAUUGGAGAGACAGGUACCUAGGAAUCAUAGAUUACUCAGCUAUCGUUCUGUGGGUGCUGGAGAGUGCAGAACUUGCCGCUGUUGCUCUAUCAGCUAGUACAGCAACAGCUGCUGGAGUUGGUGCAGGAGCAGUUGGCGCUCUUGGAGCACUAGCAUUGGGUGCGACCGGGCCUGUUGCUGUUGCAGGGCUAGCAGCUGCUGCAGUUGGUGCUGCUGUGGCUGGUGGUGUGGCUGUAGAUAAAGGGAUGGGAAAAGAUGGUGCCACAGCUGCUGAUAAAUUGGGCAAGGAUUUUUACAAAGUUAUACUGGAAGAUGAACCCUUCAAAUCAACCACAGUGAGGUCGAUACUCAAGUCCUACCGUUGGGCUCCUUUCCUCCCAGUUUCAAUAGAGUGUUCUAUGUUGAGUGUCUUACUGCUACUUUCAAAAUAUAGGCUAAGGAAUGUACCUGUAAUUGAAGAAGGCAAGCCUGACAUUAAGAACUACAUUACUCAAUCUGCCGUUGUUCAGGGUCUUGAUAGAUGUAAUGGAAGGGACUGGUUUGACCUCAUUGCUAUGCAGCCUAUUUCUGAAUUAGGGCUUCCUUUCAUGUCCCCUGCUGAGGUAAUUAGCAUCCAGGGCGAUGAGUUGAUUCUGGAGGCUUUCAAGCGAAUGAGAGAUAACCAAAUUGGUGGUCUUCCAGUUGUAGACGCACCAAAGAAGAAGAUUGUUGGGAACGUUAGCAUAAAGGACAUCAGAUACUUGCUACUGAAACCUGAGCUUUUCUCCAAUUUUAGGAAGCUGACUGUGAUGGAUUUCAUGCAAACCAUUGCCUCCCAAGAGACUGGAAAAGUCAUCCCACCAAUUACAUGCAAACUUGAUUCAACUCUUGCCAGUGUGAUCCAGAGUCUUGCUUUGAAGUCAGUUCACAGGAUUUAUGUGGUAGCUGGGGAGGACGAUGAAGUUAUUGGCGUCAUUACGCUUAGAGAUGUGAUUUCUUGCUUCAUUUAUGAGCCGCCUAACCAUUUUGAUAACCACCUUGGGUUUGCAGUGAAGGAAAUAUUGAAUCAGUGAUGCUUCAGGUCUCGAAAUCCUUCAAAUGUAUGUAAGAACAGAUAUGUAAUGAAAUCCGGUUUUGGGCGGUAGAACAAUUUAAGUGCAGAUAUGUAACAAAAUCCGGUUUUUGGCCGGAGAACAAUUUACUGUCUGUUCAAUCAGUACUGAACAUGUACUUUCACAUUUCUCCUAUUAAGCUAGAGCCAGGGAGCUUUCUUAA
Molecule: messenger RNA, 3836 nt
Organism: Quercus lobata
Lineage: Eukaryota; Viridiplantae; Streptophyta; Magnoliopsida; Fagales; Fagaceae
Product: Cystathionine beta-synthase (CBS) protein
Exons: 5
Coding region: 2306-3634 (442 amino acids)
Source: RefSeq, a predicted model, not a curated record